Mucor mucedo is the source of this 645-nucleotide messenger RNA. RefSeq names its product 30S ribosomal protein S8. Bases 43 to 504 code for a protein of 153 amino acids. Gene Ontology annotation, biological process: translation. NCBI's taxonomy places the organism in Eukaryota, Fungi, Mucoromycota, Mucoromycetes, Mucorales, Mucoraceae. Gene Ontology annotation, molecular function: structural constituent of ribosome. Gene Ontology annotation, cellular component: ribosome; mitochondrion. The transcript has a single exon. The record is from RefSeq and is a predicted model, not a curated record.
AGCAAAUUCAGGUUUUUUUAUUGUUAACAUUAAUUAAGAAAGAUGCCCCGUGUUCACGACCUUUGUGCCCGUAUUCAGAAUGGGUUCCGUGCCAGACUUCAGACGAUUGCGAUACCCGAGACCAAGAUGAAUUUGGCCGUGUCAAAUAUCCUUUACAAGGAAGGCUUUUUAUCUUCAGUUACUCGUGGUAAUCAUAUGGCACCUGAUCAAGCAUAUACCCCCACCACCAAUGAGAAUGUAGCCACUCGACGUCUUUGGCUCUCUCUCAAGUACAAGGAAAAUAACCCUGCCUUGUCCAGCUUAUCACUUAUCAGCAAGCCUUCAAAGAAGGUUCACUUUACUGUCAACGAGUUGAAGAAUGUCGCCAGUGGUAGAAGAGCUCAAUUCAUCAAGCCUCUUCAACCUGGAGAAAUCGCUAUUGUCAACACUAACCGUGGUGUGUUGGAAGUCCAAGAGGCUAUCGAAAAGAAUGUGGGUGGUGAGCUUAUCUGCCGUGCAUCCUAAUUUUUGACGUUUACCUAAAAAUAAACAAAAUAAAAAAAAAAACUAGAUUUGUAUCAUACUUGACCUGAUUAUUAUUAUACAACUGUGAGAAAAAAGAAAGAAAGUAACUUCCCACACCCACGCUAAUGUCAAAUACUAGUA